This is a messenger RNA of Brassica napus (rape), 3049 nucleotides long. RefSeq names its product F-box protein At3g17710-like. Bases 1496 to 2578 code for a protein of 360 amino acids. Lineage: Eukaryota; Viridiplantae; Streptophyta; Magnoliopsida; Brassicales; Brassicaceae. The record is from RefSeq and is a predicted model, not a curated record. The transcript has a single exon. Gene Ontology annotation, molecular function: protein binding.
AUAAUGAAUCUACUCAUUAUAUCAAAUGUAAGGAGGUCUAUUUUAAAGAAGACUUAUUUACAAAAAAAAACAGAAAAAUACUGAAUAGAUCGCACGUAAUAUCUUACUACAUUUCUGCAUGUACGUAUGUACCUUAAUUCUCAAACUCUUUGUUUUAAUGCAGCCAGGGCCGUCCCUUCGCUAAGGCACAUAAAACAUUGGCUUUAGGCCACAUAUUUUAAAAACUAAUCUGGUCACAUCCAUACAAAUUGAUGUAGUUAAAAUGGUUAGGUGAAAAUACUUAUUUCUCUCAACCUCAGUUUGAUUCCCUAUCUUGAUAUUCAUUUUACUGUUUUUCGUUUUUAUUAAAAAACCUUCUUAUUGUUUUUACUUUGGAAACAAACUUCUAAUUAACUUAACAUUAAUCUUUGAGCCAAACAUUUUUUUUUUUGUAAAGGCCACAUUUUUUUCAAAUGCUUUAAGCCACACAAAUAUACGGGACGGCACUGAAUGCAGCCACUGCUAAAUGGAGUACUGAGGUAAUAAUAAGUAUAUAGGACUCCAUUAUAUAAUUACUCUCUUACUGUUAUACAAAUCUGUUUUACAUCUUCUAAAUAGCUUAUUCUUAGGAAACAAAUGAACAAAAGAUUUGGCUGCGUAUAUUUAAGACAUCAGACCUUAACUCUGGUUGGAAAUAUGAACGUAAAUAUUUUGACACUUUUUUUUUGCAAAUACGAUACUUUUUUUUUAAAAGAACACAAUCCCUAAAUGCAACUCGAUUGAGAAUUAAGGUUGUGAAACUCGAUUGAGGGUUAAAGAGAGACACGUGACUAUACCUUGGAAAUUACUCUUGGUUGAAAACGAUUUCUCCACCGCAAAUGUUUUCGAUUUUUGAUUCAGAUGUGAAGAUGGAGUUGAACGUGCAAGAGGAAUAUGAUCUGGGGUAGAAGAAGGGUAGAAAUCGAAAUCAAGUAAUGGGGGGGGGGGGGAUUAGGGUUCAUCAAUUCUUCUGUUUUUUUUUGAAUAUCAUGUCGACAAAACCAGUCUCUUAUUAAUGUUUUUCAUAUUUUUUAAAGGGCAAACCUGUGAAUAAUGAAGUAAAGGUUGGGUUUUUGGUAUAUUUUUUGUUUUAUGUUUUAAUCUAGUCUAGUAAUAAUUAAAUUAUAUAAGUUAAAUUAUAUAAUCUAGUCUAGUAAUUUUUUUUUGUUACUUGAGGUGUCCAAAUUAUAUUGAUUAAGUUAACCAAUCUUAACUUUUGAUUCUGUAAUGACAAAAAUACUUACAAUUAAUUCUAACCAAAUUUGUUUUUAUUUUAUUUUAUUAGAUUUUGUUUAUAAAUAUAUCACUUAAAUUAAUUUUUAAAGAUAUAGGUAUUUAUGUUUCUAUUUUUAUUUUAAAGUAUUGGCACCUUUUUAUCAAUUUUUUGGUGAUAAAUCUAGGGACUAGGGAGUUCACAUCCACUUUAAUAUAUAUAUAUAUACGGUACAAUGUAUUGUAAACCUCGUCCAAGAACCUGAUGGCAUUGGUGAAUCUUCCAUGGGAGUUGGUUGAAGAGAUCAUCUCUCGGAUUCCACCAGAAUGUCUUGUUAGAUUUAGAGUUGUUUGCAAACAGUGGAAUAAUCUUUUCCAUGAGAAAAGAUUCAUCAAGACCCAAUUGGAUCAUGCAUGUCCACAAUUCGUCUUAUUUGACCAAAACAAGAUAUUUUUAAUAGAUGUCAAUCUUGAUGAUCUAGCAAUACAGAUGCAUCAAAUUUCUGUAGAUAUUCCAUGUGUGUUAUCUAUGACUCCUUUCAUUACCACUUAUUGCGAUGGGUUGUUGAUUUGUGAUCUUUUCUUUAACGGGACUGCCGUUUGGAACCCGCUGUUGAGACGCGGUCGACAAAUUAUGACCAAAAAUAUUCGAUUUAAGUUAUGUGGGAUAGGAUACGAUAGUAAUAGAUCCGAAAUAAGUUACAAGUUAUUUGGGUAUCAUUAUUAUUACGAACACGAUUAUAAACUUGAAAUAUAUGAGUGUGCAUCUAAUACGUGGAAGUAUAUCAAUGCCCCUUACGAAGAAUGGCCAAUAAAAGAACCGUUAGAUAAUCAUAUAUCACUUGGUGGAAAUUCGUAUUGGACUGCUUAUAACAUCGAGACUAGCGAGUAUCUCAUCCGAAAAUUUGAUUUUUCAAAGGAGAUAUUAAAGAAUUUUUGUAUUCUACCGUGUAAGAAGAACCAUGAGGGAGAUACUCAUUACCUCUCGGUUUUUAGAGGAAACCGGUUUUCAAUGUUAGAACAAUGCUAUGGAACAAAAGAGAUUGAGAUUUGGGUUACAACAAAGAAAAUCCAAAAUGGGGAUGAGGAGAAUGUGGUAUGGGUUAGGUUCAUGAAUGUCUCAAUACCUGAAAUACCUAGGUUAUUUCACCAGAGUUUCGGACGUUGCCCAAGUUACUUUGUUGAUUAUAUGUACGGAAAGAGCUUUGUCUUGUGUUGUACAGACGAAAAUAGACAGGGUUCUAUUUAUAUUUUGAGGGGAGGUUUUUCAAGGAAGAUUAAAAUAGAUUCUAUGGGUGUUGAUUUUAAUCACUUUAUUUAUGUUCCAAGUUUCACCCCCAUUCCAUGAGAAAGUUCAGAUUAAGAUAACAAGAAUCAAAAGCUUGCAUGUAGAGUAGAGGGUUAACAUGAGAUCAGCGAUUAUAUCUUGUAUUGCAUUAUGACAAUAUAAUUACAAGUUUAUUGGCUGGAAUAUUGAAUUAUCUUGUGUAUAAAAUUAUAUAUAAGUUUUGUUCCUUUUUUUAAAUAAAACUAGAUCAUGACCCGUGCGUUCGCACAUCUGUUUUUUUACUUGUAAUUAUGGAUGCUUAAUCCGGUAAAACCAAACUAAUUAAAACCGAAACAAACCAAAAUAGAAAAAGUAGUUUGGAUUUGGUAAUAGUGAAUAUAUGGAAUGAAUUAUUUUAUAAGAAACUGAUGUAUAUAGAUAUGGUUUGGAAUAUAAACUAAUCAAACCAAAUAAACCGAUCAAUUAAAAUACUAUAGUAUAAUUAUAUGUAUAUUAUAUAAUAUAAUUAGCAAUAUAUACAUAGUUUAUUUU